This is a messenger RNA of Porites lobata, 6352 nucleotides long. The record is from the annotation of a GenBank genome assembly. Lineage: Eukaryota; Metazoa; Cnidaria; Anthozoa; Scleractinia; Poritidae.
AUGCUUCGUUCCUGUGCUCGAAACCUGUUUCGCCUAGCAGCGAGACAGUAUUCCGCUCCAGCCGCUGCGACCACAAGUAAACUGUCCCCAGAAGAAAUUUUCAAGCGCGAAGACACGUACGGCGCUCAUAACUACCAUCCCUUACCAGCAGCCUUGUCAAAGGGAGAGGGCGUAUUCGUUUGGGAUGUCACUGGCAAAAGAUAUUUCGAUUUUCUCGCUGCUUACUCGGCCGUAAAUCAAGGUCAUUGCCAUCCUAGAAUAGUGAAGACACUGCAAGAGCAAGCUGAAGUUCUAACGCUUACAUCCAGAGCAUUUUACAACAACGUUCUGGGCGAAUUUGAAGAGUUUGCGACUAAGCUUUUUGGCUACGACAAGCUCUUGCCGAUGAACACUGGUGUUGAAGGUGGCGAAAGCGCGUGUAAACUUGCAAGGAAAUGGGGUUAUCAAGUCAAGGGAAUACCAAAGAACGAAGCAAAGAUUGUUUUUGUUGAAGAGAACUUCUGGGGGCGGACUCUUGCCGCAGUAUCGUCAUCUUCUGAUCCUGACUGCUAUGGAGAAUAUGGCCCAUUUAUGCCUGGUUUUGAACUUAUUCCUUACAACGACCUUGCUGCUUUGGAGGUAAGCUAUUUUAGACGUACCUGCUUCGUUGGACGAGGACAAUCGAGUAAAUUGAUGCCACGUGCAACAACCACACCGUACGUGAUGAUCUGAGAUUCUUAUGCCCUCUUGUACGAGACCGUUGUUUGAUUGUUGCGAGUAACUGAUAAUUCGAUGAACAAAUUUCAUUUUACAUUUCGAACAACUCAUCAGUUUCUAUAUUAUUAACCUUGAAAGCCAUUUGUUAUUCACAAAACGUGAUUCUUCAUUUGUAAACAGUAUGUAAAAUAUGGAAGGGCAAGAUUUCCUGAGCUUACAUUUAUUAUGCAUGGGGCAAUAUCAUACCAUUUCUCACAAAUAUAUAGUUAAUAUAAAUAGCAUAAUAAAUGUAUGGGGUUGUGUAGAAAUCUUACCAUACUGAUUUGCCAUAUUCAACAAUUAACAUUUGGGUGGGGUUGGGAUUUUAAAGUAAAGAAGGGCGGGAUGGGGGGAUUAGCAGGAAAAAAUACUUUAGAAACACCUUUGACAGGAUGCAUGACUAUUGGGCCUAUCACAAUCUUGUAUGCCCCAGUUGUUCAAAAAGUGGGUAGCGGUAUCUGUUAGAUAUAUCUUUUUCCAGUGAAUAACAAAUUUGGUUUCCCAAAUACUUCUCCGCUGGAUAGUAAUUUAUCCAGUGGAUAGUGCUAUCUAAGUUUUUAACAAAUACAAGCUGGUUAGCUUGGAGGGCUAUCCAGACAAAUGUGAAAAUUACAAAGGGAAAAAGGGAAACAUGGAAACUAUUCACAGCAACCAGGAUGGUGGUAGAAAACAGCAUUAAACACUCACUUUUUGAAGGAUGCUUGUUGGUUCCAUCUUAGCUGUGUCUUUUCCUUUAAAUCCUCCUGAAUAGCAUUCAAACAAUUUGCAUCCUCUUGAUUAUAUACCAGUCAACAUAAUUUGUUUGUACCCUUCUUACAGAAAGCUAUCAGUGACCCAAACACUUGUGCUUUUAUGGUGGAGCCAAUCCAAGGUGAAGCUGGUGUUAAGAUUCCUGAUGAUGGAUAUUUGAGAGGUGUAAGGGAGCUUUGUUCAAAGUAUAAUGUAAGUGUUUAUUGUAUCAGGGUGCCCUGCUAACAUUAUCCUCUGUUGAACAAACCACUUUUUUUACUUGGUAAAGGAUGUACACGGUGUAGCUAAGGAAAAGCUGGGAUUGAUUUUUUGUUAGUCAACCGGCUUUUUUACUCAACUGUAUCUUCAAAUUUACCCUAAAGUAAUUGAGCUGGUGGUAAGCUCUUUUUCAGCCAGUGAAAUCAGCCAGCAGCGGGCUCUUAACAACCUCCCUGCUUGUUAACCUUGAACCAAGCAUCCAAAAGUACCCUUGGAAUUAUUGGCAAGACAUGUCCUAUGAAGAAUGUCUAAUGUUCCUCAAAUGGCCAACACUUCAACAAAGAAGAUUAUUUUCGUCGCUUACAAUAAACAGACUUAACAGAUUAGACCCCUCAGCAUUUUUUACGUUUGCACAUGAUUUUUGGCCCUUAGGAGCUAAUCACCGUUUCAAACUUAAGUUUGCAUUCGCAACUUCAAAUAGUUUUAAACAUUCUUUUUUAUACGCAUAAUCGAUAAGUGGAAUAAUCUGCCAAAGGAAAUUGCUGAGGCAGAAAAUUUGAACACUUUUUAGUACAGACUGAGGUGUCAUCUUGCAAAUUUUUCUAGUGAACACUAAGUUCUUCAAACUUGUGAUGUAUUACAUGUUUUAUACUUAGUAUUUUAAACAGUUGUAAAUAAUUAAUGUUUUAAUUUAUUUCAUUAACAGGAGAUAAACUAGAAAGGGAUAACCUCCUUUAUCUCCUUUUCACUUUGCUAUAGAUUUGUGAAUAAACAGUUAUUAUUGUUAUUAUUAUAAAAAGGCUUUUGGCAAUAUUUCUGGAAAGCUGUCAGCCUUAGAUAUAACACUAAAUGUACCAUUAUCUUUGCUUCUUAGGUUCUUUUCAUAGCUGAUGAAGUGCAAACUGGGCUUGGUAGGACUGGAAAGUAUGUUCUGACAAUAUGUUUUGAAACCUUUAUUCCCAUGAAGUACUCAAGGGCAAAGUUUCAAGUGGGGAAAACAAAUAUUUUUGUUAACUGGUUGGCCAUAGUUUUUGUAGAAUUUUUGUAUUAUCUCACUGGUAUUUCAUUUUUUCUAGCCACAUAUUGAGUUAAUGUUUAACUGUCAUAAUGAUGUUAAAGAUAUGUGUUAAUUAUUGGUGGUGGGUGUUUUAACUUUGAAGGCGCUUGGCUGUGGACCAUGAAAAUGUCAGACCAGAUCUUGUUAUUCUUGGAAAGGCUCUCUCUGGUGGUGUUUAUCCUGUAAGUUACAACCCAUUGUUUAUUUUUAUUUUUAUUUUGAUUGAAGUGUUACUAUCCCAAAGCUGUACUCUGCAAAUGUUUUGAACCUUGGACUCUAGGAUGCCAAAAUUAACUUUUGUUUCUCAAGAGAAGAGUAACAUCAAUCUUGUCCUAACAUUAUCAAUAAUAUUUUAUUAUAUAAACACCAAUGAAAUACCAAGUGAGCUUUCGUGCUAAAACUUGAUAUCUUCGCAUGUGAAAAUAACAUGUUAUCUUCACUUGUGAAAAUAUCACCAUUUCUAUGGCUUCAUAAUAAACUGCACCUUUCAGACCAAAAAACUAUUCAAGUAAAAUGGUUUGGUAUUUCAUUGGUGUUUAAGAAAUAGAACAUAACAUGGCCACUUGGAGGUACGAAAUUUCUCUUCUCGUGUUGAAAAAAUAUUUCAACACUCAAAGAGAAAUUUCACAUCUCCACGCGACCAUGUAAUAUCCUCUAUAGCAUUAAAAUAAAAGUUGUGAGAAUUCUUUAAUGUUCAACAAGGCUUAAUGCAUUGAUUAAUUAAAGAAAUGUAUGGAAAUUAGUUCAGAGAAUUUGUAUGUGGAUAUUGGGGUUUAGAAUCAUUCAUUUUACAGUUUUGUUACUCGAUAGCAAAGCUAAGUUGCUAGCGGCUGGCAAUGGUUGCACAACCUUGCUAACCUGAAAAGGUUGGAAUUGAGUUUGUCUGGUUGAAAGGAAGUGAUUAAAUUACAGAAAAUCUAUGAUGUGGGACUUGUUAAAUUUUGAAAUUAAAGGGAUAAGUAAUGAACAGAUUAUUUGAUAUGAUAUCAAAAUAAUUUGAUGUGAGUCUGAUGUGAGGUAAUUUUUUUCAAAUUGUAUGUAGGUUUCUGCUGUUCUUUGUGAUGAUGAAGUCAUGCUUACUAUAAAACCUGGACAGGUAAUGUGUUAUUUUACAUGGCUUCUUACUGUCAAACUCGAAAACCGUGAACACCAAAAUUUUUAGGAAUGUUGAUUGUGUUGUCAUCAAUCACAAAUUUCAGGACAUGCAAGCAAACCUCAAAACCACAAACUGAUUACCGUUUCUGUUUGCGGUGUAGUUUUCACGUUCCUUAUUGGCUUUUUCCUUGCAACACAGUAACAUUCCGUAAAUAUUUUUUGUGUUCGCUGUUUUGAGAGUUUCAUAGUAACAGAUUUUCAUGUUUUGUUUAGAAAGAAUAUUUAACAAUUAUUCCUCGAGCCUGAAUGGGCUCUGAUUCAAUAGCUCAUGAGGCCGAAGGCCAAGUGGGCUAUUGACUCGGAGGCCAGGUCGGAGGGCGAGAGGAAUAAUUGUUUUAGUAAAAUCCAAUUAGUUGGUCAAACAUAUCGAGAAUAAAAAACUUUUGGCUAGUUAAAGCUAGACUUUAAUCCUUUUUUGCCGCCAAAAAGCCCGCGCUUUUCACUACUAGAGGGCUAUAACAUAUAGCCUAGUAGUAGCUCAACCAAUCAGAAUGCAGCAUUGAUAAUAGACCACAAGUUGGAUUUUACUAAACACUGAUAGACAUAGUUUUUGGUUUCUUGUAGCAUGGUUCAACCUAUGGUGGAAACCCACUUGGAUGCAAAGUCGCCAUCACUGCAUUGAAAGUAAGCUUGUGAACUUUUUUAUUGACUGUUACCACAUCUUUACCAUUAACCGUUUUUAUUAGCACAUCAUAAUUUACUGUUCCGUUGCCCAUUUCUCGAGAGGCCUGGCAACUUUUCAGGGCCAAAAAUAAAUAUUCAAAUCCAAAUCUAAAGAAUGAAAACAGGGGUCCCAGCCAACAAACCAGUCCAUUUUGUUUUGGUCAACUAAUAGUUUUAUUAUGUUAUGUAGAAAAAGUUUGAAACCUCCAUCUUGAAUGCAACAACAGCAGCUUUCCCAACCUGGUAAUUAUUGGGACUUUUGAGAAACAGGGCCCUGGUGAUAACACCUUUGGUCUGUCAAUUGUAACUAAUGCUAACAAAAGCAAAAAUAUCCUUUAUGCAAAACUUAAUUUCUACUUAGCUGCUUUUGCCUUCAUCCCUGUUUAACUGAUGGCUAUAUCAAAAGUAGGUCGAGUUUGAUCAUCUGGGUGAAUGUAGUCCUGAAUAGGACUGUUGUUGUUAGCGGUGACUGACGUUUCGACAACCUGUGCGGUAGUCAUCUUCAGAGUCAACUUACUUUUGAAAUGACUCCUGGGUUCAAACCUUUCACAGUUUCAAUGGCUAUAUGUUUCACACUGCUGUGUUCUUGUAGGUUUUAGAGGAGGAGAAGCUAGCUGAACAUUCUGCUAGGUUGGGAGAAAUCAUGAUACCUGAACUGCAGAAGCUGAACCCAGCUGUUGUCAAGUCUGCACGUGGCAAAGGGCUUAUGAAUGCGAUUGAGAUCCAUGCUACUGAUGGUGGGUUUCUAGAAAAAUUAAUCUCUGUUGUUAGGUUUCUUAUUAUGCUAUUGUUUUUAAAGUGUACCUUUUGCCAUGUCUUGACUGGGUAACUGUUUAACAGGAAAGUCUAUCUGAAGGAUUGUAAAAUUUCCAGAUUUACUGUGUAGAUGAUAAUAAAAGAUCACUUUAAGUCCCUUCAAAUUCCCUACCCAGCUGGUUAACCUUUUCCUACCCUCAUGUAAAAAAUGUAACUUUUUAUUGAAACUUCUAUUAGGCUGUCUUUUAUAUUUAUAUAUUAAUUUUAAACUUAAACAUGCACAGAACUUGGUUAGUUCUCAAGUUGGUGGACCACCUUGUACCAAUGAAACAGGCUUGAAAUUCACAUAUUAUAAUUUUUUUUUUCAGAAUUUAAUGCAUGGAAGGUUUGUCUGAAACUAAGAGACAAUGGACUGUUGGCCAAGCCUACUCACGAUCACAUCAUCAGGUUUACACCACCUCUUGUCAUCACAGAAGAGCAACUCCAUGAAUCACUUGGAAUAAUCAGAGAUACUGUCGAGUCAUUUGCUUAAGUAAAAUAACUUUUUCGUACAAACAAAAUAAAUAUCAGGUUGCAUUGCAUUCGCUAGCCCUUUUCUUUCUAUUAGCUUUCUAUUUUGCUAUCGGUGUGUUUCUUUAUUUACAAAGUAGCAAAUUAAAAACAACAGCUUAGAAAUAAACUUGCAAUAAUUUUAAACUAGGUGUAAAAUAAUUCAUUGGGUAAUAUUCAGUUAGGUGAAAUUAUUUUACUCAACUGAAAGUUAAUGCAAUUUAUUCUUGACUGAAGGAAGAAAAGGGCUAGUUUUAUUUACAACUCACAUCAGCAACAAGUUCUCCUUACAUACCCAAUAUUGGGCAGUGCUGGGCAAUAUUAGUUGUUGAGCUGGUAACAAUUCACCAAUAAUAAUAUUGUUAGAAUGAUAUUUUUUUUCCUGGAUCUGAGGAGUGGGAAAAACAUGAGCAGUGAAAUUGAGCUUCUGGGAUAAAAUGAUCAUAGUCAAUUUUUUUUUUAUUCACCCAAGCCUCAAUGCUAGGGUGA